This is a messenger RNA of Nanorana parkeri, 520 nucleotides long. RefSeq names its product splicing factor 3b subunit 6 (gene SF3B6). The coding region runs from base 101 to 478 and encodes 125 amino acids. The transcript has 4 exons. Gene Ontology annotation, molecular function: mRNA binding. The record is from RefSeq and is a predicted model, not a curated record. NCBI's taxonomy places the organism in Eukaryota, Metazoa, Chordata, Amphibia, Anura, Dicroglossidae. Gene Ontology annotation, cellular component: ribonucleoprotein complex; nucleus; cytoplasm.
GAUUACGUCAGCAGGUUCCAUUUCCUGUUGUGAAGUGCGGAGCUCGGUGGACGUGUGUCUUUCUUUCUCCGGUUGGUUUGUCUAUCCUGAGGCCGGUACCAUGGCGAUGCAAGCUGCGAAACGUGCCAAUAUCCGUUUACCUCCCGAAGUGAACCGGAUAUUGUACAUCAGGAACUUGCCUUAUAAAAUCACUGGGGAGGAAAUGUACGAUAUAUUUGGAAAGUACGGACCCAUUCGGCAGAUCAGAGUUGGCCACACGCCGGAGUCCAGAGGCACAGCAUACGUGGUCUAUGAAGAUAUCUUUGAUGCCAAAAAUGCCUGUGAUCACCUUUCUGGUUUUAACGUCUGUAACAGAUACCUGGUUGUCUUGUACUAUAACGCAAACAGGGCUUUCCAGAAGAUGGACACAAAGAAAAAAGAAGAGCAGCUCAAACUUCUCAAAGAGAAAUAUGGAAUCAACACCGAUCCUCCCAAAUAACCCCAUUUUAUUUCACCGGUUUUGAUAUAUGUUUUUUGUAUA